Molecule: messenger RNA, 1996 nt
Organism: Micropterus salmoides (largemouth bass)
Lineage: Eukaryota; Metazoa; Chordata; Actinopteri; Centrarchiformes; Centrarchidae
Gene: dennd6b
Product: DENN/MADD domain containing 6B
Exons: 20
Coding region: 94-1815 (573 amino acids)
Cellular component (GO): recycling endosome
Molecular function (GO): guanyl-nucleotide exchange factor activity
Source: RefSeq, a predicted model, not a curated record
AGAGGCGCCACUGUCUCCGGUGUCUUUCACGUUAUUUUUGAUGGAGGACCGGAGAGGGGACGGUGGAGGUCUCGGAGCGCUGAUCCGGUCGUGAUGAACCCGUUUGACGGCUCCGGUUCUCCCCGACGUGAGGCGGCGGACGGCGGGGACAGCCGGUGUCCGUGGGCCCGGUUCUCCUCCUGGUUGGAGUGCGUGUGUGUCGUUACCUUCGACCUGGAGCUCGGGCAGGCCAUCGAGCUGGUUUAUCCUCAGGAUGUGAAACUCACUGAGAAGGAGAAAACCAGCAUCUGCUACCUGUCCUUCCCCGACUCGUACUCAGGAUGCCUCGGUGACACUCAGUUCAGCUUCAGGUUGCGCCAGUCAGUUGGUCGCAGAGCGGCGAGGUUCCGGGAGGACGCUUACAACAGAGACGCCCCCGUCACCCUGCAGACGGAAGCGUCCCAUUUCUUUGGUUACGUCUAUUUCAGACAGGUGAAGGACGUCUCUGUGAAGAGAGGCUACUUCCAGAAGUCUCUGGUGCUGGUGUCCAGGUUACCGUACACUCACCUGUUCCACUCGCUGCUGCACAUCGUUGCUCCUGAGUUCUUUGAGAAGCUGCAGCCCUGUCUGGAAGCAGUGUGUAACGAGAUCGACCAAUGGCCUUCACCAGUACCUGGACUGACCCUCAACCUGCCUGUGAUGGGCGUGGUCUUACAGGUGCGGAUUCCUUCAAAAACGGACAAACCAGGAGGAAGUCCAGUGAGACAGACUGCUAGAGAGGGCCUCCUGCCGGCUCCGACUCUGCUGCCCUCCAUCCACGAGCUGGACCUCUUCAGGUGUUUCCAGUCCGUCCUGGUCCACAUGCAGAUGCUCUGGGAGCUCGUGUUGCUCGGGGAACCGCUGGUUGUCAUGGCGCCGUCUCCCACCGUCUCCUCGGAGACCGUGCUGGCUCUCAUCAGCUCCAUCAGUCCUCUGAAGUUUUGCUGCGACUUCCGGCCGUAUUUCACCGUCCACGACAACGAGUUCAGAGAGUUCACCACCAGAACACAGGCCCCGCCUAACGUGGUUCUGGGAGUCACCAAUCCGUUCUUCAUUAAGACUUUUCAGAACUGGCCUCACGUGGUCCGGCUGGGAGACGUCAGGAUGGCAGGUGAUUUACCGAAACAGGUGAAGGUGAAGAAAUUGUCCAAGCUGAAGACCCUGGACACUAAACCAGGUAUCUACACGGCGUACAGGACGUACCUGCACAAAGACAAGGUUCUGAUCAAACGGCUGCUAAAGGGGAUCCAGAGGAAGAGACCGUCAGAGGUCCAGACCGCCAUCCUAAGGAGACACCUGUUAGAGCUCACGCAGAGCUUCAUCAUUCCGCUGGAGCGGUACAUGGCGAGCCUGAUGCCUCUGCAGAGAUCGGUGACGCCGUGGAAGACUCCUCCUCAGGUUCGACCCUUCAGUCAGGAAGAGUUCAUGUCCACUCUGGAUCACACCGGGCCUCAGCUCACGUCAGUGCUCAAAGGUGAUUGGAUGGGACUGUACAGGAAGUUCUUCAGGUCUCCCAACUUUGAUGGAUGGUAUCGUCAUCGACAUAAAGAGAUGACUCAGAAACUGGAGAGUCUUCACCUGGAGGUCAUCUGUGACGCCGACCUGCUGAGGUGGACCAAAGACAAGUCCGAGGUGGAGAUCGUGGACCUGGUUCUGAAGCUCAGAGAGAAGCUGAUUAAAGCUCGACGGCAGCAGCUGCAGGUGAAGGACGGAGUUUUAAACAAACUGGAUACUUUUAUAAACUCCAUCAUCAGAACGCUGCCUGGAGACCUGCAGACGGUCCUGAGUACACACUAAGUACACAGUAAAUACACUGAAUGUAUACAGUACAGACCCACAGUGUCGCAGCAGCUUGUCAGAUGUUUUUUGGGGAACGUUUGGAUGUAAUGUUGCUGAGACCAUUUGUUUUCAUUCAUUUCAGCUUUCACACAUUUGUAAUAUUCUAAUUUAAUAAAAGUUCUGCCUUCAAAAGAUAAAU